Messenger RNA from Encephalitozoon hellem ATCC 50504, 432 nucleotides. RefSeq lists its product as uncharacterized. Gene Ontology annotation, molecular function: nucleic acid binding. The record is from RefSeq and is a predicted model, not a curated record. The coding region runs from base 1 to 432 and encodes 143 amino acids. NCBI's taxonomy places the organism in Eukaryota, Fungi, Microsporidia, Unikaryonidae. The transcript has a single exon.
AUGACUGAGUUUCACCCGAGCUUGUUCAAGAGAAAGAAUAAGUCUGAAGACAUUCCAGAGGCUACAUCUGAGGCCAAAUCCACAUCUAUACCUCAGAACACGCUUUAUGAGGAGCCGUUGGUUUCACAGCAUCGAGUAAAGAAAAAGUACGUGACGAUAUACGGAUUUACGCCGGGAAACCUCGAUGCUGUUAUAGAUGCAGUUAAGUCUUGUGGGGAUGUCCUAGAGGUGGAGUAUGGGAAGAACUGGAUAAAUGUUUUAUUUGAUAACGAAGACAGUGUAAAGAGAUGCCUCAGGCUAAAUACAACUAUGGUUGAAGAUGAGAUUAUAGGGACUUUUCGACAGGGUGGAGGAGUCAUUGAAGAUCACGAUAUUUUUGUAAGGAAAAAAGGGAUUUUUACGUCCAUAAUGGAGUAUUUGUUUGGGGAUUAA